UUCAUUGGACAUUUUCUUCACCAGGGACAACAAUGCCGCCAGUGAAUAGUGGUGCAGCUGGACCAAGCUCCACCUCCACCCAGGAUGGACCUGCUGCCACCACGAAGAAGCGCAACAAGCCUCGGUAUUGUCGGUUUACUCAGCAGCAGCUUCGAGGAGAAUGCAAACCUAUACUUACGUAUCCCAUUGCUAUUUCUGUAAUUGCGUCUGUGGGCAUACUUUUUAUUCUGAUAGGUCUUGGUUGCACGGCAAUCUCGAGUAAGGUUGUUGAAGUGGCAGAUCGAUAUGAGACUGCGUGCGUACCAGAAAACAUGCAUAAUAAUCCAGUUGCUUAUAUCCAGAACCCUUCACAAGAUAAGUCCUGUACAAGGUUGCUCAAGGUUCCCAAGGAUAUGAAGAAGCCAAUUUACGUAUAUUAUCAACUCGACAGGUUCUACCAGAACCACAGAUGGUACGCGAGGAGCCGGAACAUCAGGCAGCUGAGGGACCCCAAGAGUGCCAAUGACACGAGACGCUGCAAGCCUGAGGCUACCGCGAACGGAAGACCCAUCGUCCCCUGCGGGCUCGUGGCGUGGAGCCUGUUCAACGACACCUACAGCUUCGCUCGCCGCAACGAGACGCUGGCGGUGAACAAGCGAGGCAUCUCGUGGAGGAGCGAGAGGGACCACCUGUUCGGCAAGCAUGUGUACCCGAGGAACUUUCAGAGCGGGGGACUCAUCGGCGGCGGGACGCUUGAUCCGAGCAAGCCUCUGAGCGAGCAGGAGGAUCUGAUGGUGUGGAUGCGGACCGCGGCGCUGCCGACGUUCCGGAAGCUGUACGGGAGAAUCGAGGUGGACCUCCGCGCCGGCGAGGUGGUCACGGUGGCCGUGCAGAACAGGUACAACACGUACAGCUUCGGCGGGGGGAAGGCGGUGGUGCUGUCGACCGCCGGCGCGCUGGGCGGCAAGAGCAGCUUCCUCGGGCGCGCGUACCUGGCCGGCGGCGCGGCGUGCCUCGGCCUGGCGCUGCUCCUCACGCUGCUCGGGCUCUUCUGCCCAGUCCCAGUCGAUGAGGAACCCCGGCUCGGGCCUGCACGACGAUGAUCGCGCUCCCAAUCCAGUGCAUAAGCGUCCUACGCUGAUCGGUGAUUUCAGCUUUGGUCCGUAGCUGUGUUUGUAAUGCACACCCAAAAAUCAAGAAUAAUGUACAGCCAGCAGUCACAGCCUCACAGGAA
Molecule: messenger RNA, 1213 nt
Organism: Panicum hallii
Lineage: Eukaryota; Viridiplantae; Streptophyta; Magnoliopsida; Poales; Poaceae
Product: ALA-interacting subunit 5-like
Exons: 8
Coding region: 33-1082 (349 amino acids)
Cellular component (GO): Golgi apparatus; endoplasmic reticulum; plasma membrane
Source: RefSeq, a predicted model, not a curated record